Messenger RNA from Erigeron canadensis, 486 nucleotides. RefSeq lists its product as uncharacterized. The transcript has a single exon. NCBI's taxonomy places the organism in Eukaryota, Viridiplantae, Streptophyta, Magnoliopsida, Asterales, Asteraceae. The coding region runs from base 1 to 486 and encodes 161 amino acids. The record is from RefSeq and is a predicted model, not a curated record.
AUGUCUCUUGUGACAGAAGAAAUUAGGGCAAGUGCGUCAGAAAUUCAUCAUGGGGAUGCAAUUUGUCAAGAAAAAAUAAAACUUGCACUAACAGAAAUGGGACUACCAAAUGGUCUCUUGCCUGUAAAAGAUGUUGAGGAAUGCGGUUUUGUCCAAGAGACCGGCUUUGUAUGGAUUAUACAGAAAAAUCCUAGCAAGUUCCAUAACGAAAAGAUCGGGAAGGUCACAUCAUAUGCAACGGAGGUAACUGCUUUCAUGGAGAGGUUCAAGGUCAAAAAAAUAAAGGGUGUUAAAACUAAGGAACUCUUGAUGUGGAUCCCAUUAAAUGAGGUGACCGUCGAUGAUCCACUCACCGGAAAGAUCACUUUUAAAGUCACGUCUGGCCUUAGUAAAUCUUUUCAUGUGUCGGCUUUUCAAGUCGAUGGUGUGAAGAAAGAUGUUGAAGGUGUGAGUUUGGCUAAGGAUCCCCAAGUCAAGGAAGUUUGA